Prorocentrum cordatum is the source of this 5622-nucleotide messenger RNA. Lineage: Eukaryota; Dinophyceae; Prorocentrales; Prorocentraceae. The record is from the annotation of a GenBank genome assembly.
ACGCAGGCCGCGGUCCUCCAGAUCACGGAGGCGAGGCGCCAGGAGGAGCAGGCCAACAACGACAGGAGGGCGACCCUGGAGUUGGCCCUCCGCGUCGCGAACCGCGGCGGGAACGAGAUCAUCGACGCGAAGGGAGUAGGACAGCCAGGAAAGUUUUCCGGGAAGGAGGAGAGCGAGUUCCAGGAGUGGGCGCACAAGGUCGCGUGCUUCAUGUCGGCGAAGUUCGGCCCGGACUUCACUGCUGCCCUAAAGUGGGCGGCGCCCCAGCGGAAGAAGAUCACGAGCGACGGGGGCGGGGACAGCGUGAACUUCAUGGACGCCUUCGGCGAGGACAUCGUGGACUUGGAGGCGAAGGCGGCCAACCUGCACACGUACCUCGUGUCGUUCACGACGCACAGCGCCAACAAGGUCGUCAGGGACGCCGGGCAGCACCAAGGGCUAGAAGCCUGGCGCCGCCUCCACGCCGAGUACGACCCCACGUCGGCGAUGCGCCGGGUCGUGAUUCUCGGCAAGGCUCUCGAGGACUGGCUGAUGAGGAAGCGCCAGUACGAAGAGUUCACGGACCGAGACGGGCAGCCGUGCAAGGUCAGCGAGGAUUCCCUGAUUGCCGCCAUGUACAGGUUGGCGCUGGCGGACCUGGAGACGCAGUUGAUGUUCAACGCGGCGGAGGACGAGACCUUCGCGGACAUCUUCAACAGGCUGAGCAGCUACGCCUCGCCCAAGCACUCCCUGAAGUUGGGCGCCAAGCAGAAGAACACGAGGCGAGGCCCCGACGACAUGGACGUCGGCGCGCUGGCCCCGCAGCAUCGGCCGGGCGUCCAGUGCUGGAAGUGCGGCAAGAUGGGUCAUUACGUAAAGAGCCUCGGCAAGAAGGGAGGCAAAGGCGACGGUAAAUCCGGAGGAUGCUGGACGUGCGGCGGCAACCACAAGCAGGUGGGCUGCAGGGGCGGCAAGACCAUGAGCUCGCUCGACGACUGGCCGGCUGACGCCCCGAUGCCCUGGUGGAACCAGUCCUCCGCCACCGAGCCGGAGGCGGAGCAGAACGGCCUCGACAUCAGCGGCGACGAGUGGCUGCGCAUCAACUACGAUACGGGCGCGGCCACUACUGCGUUUCCCUUGGAGUUCGGCGACGGGCUGAACUUGCAGCAGAAGGGCGAGUUCCGGGUGGCUUCCGGCGACGUGAUUCCGGACUUCGGCCGCGUCCGAGUGCCAGGCAUUGACGAGCAUGGCAACCAGAGGGGCAUCUCGGGUGCCGUCACUGCGGUGCACAAGCCGCUCGGGUCGGCCGCGGAGGUGUCCAAGGGCCACGACUCCUUCAUCUGGCACAACGGCGGCGCGCUGGUGCCUAAGCACCACCCGGUGGCAGUGGGCACGCGGCGUGCCUUCAACGAGCUGACCCGGUAUUACGGCAGGGAGGAGAAGCAGAACGGGAAGCCGGUCAGCCUCUUCGGAUUUUCCGGGGCAGGCUUCUCGGCCGUAAGUCCGGUGGUGGAUCAGGUCAAACACGACGGCAUCAUCUUGGCGCCGCUCGAGAACCCGAUCGCGGGCACCACCUACGAGGACGACUGGAAGCAGGACGGCAUCAUGAAGGAGACCACCCGGUUGUACGACGGCCGAGUGGAGUUCGAGAGGACCGACGGCGAGUGGAGGUCCUUCGAGGUGAAGCGGGGCGGCUACGCGCAGAGCCCGCUGGGCAUGGACCCGGACCCCAAUCGGUGGACGGGUCGGCGCAAGACUGUGGCCACGGCGGUUUGGGAGAGAUCCGCUGGCCCACAGAUGUCCGCGACUGCAGCGCAGCAGCUGGCAGACGACUGGCAGGCGGCUCAGGAUCCGAACAUCAUCGAGGAAUCGGAGGAGUUCAAGAGAGCGCGGGCCGCGCGAGGCCCGACCCGGGCUCAAAAGGAGGAGCACGGGGAGCAGAAUCACGCGGUGUACCGGUCGCGGUGCCCCGUCUGCCGGGCUGCCAGGGCGACCGGCACGCAGCGCCGCGUUGAGGUAGAGAGGGGCGCGGACGAGGAGAAGGAAGGCCCACGCAUUUACAGCGACUACUUCUUCAUGAGCACGGACGAGACCUCGGCCCCGCACUUGAUCAUCAAGAGCUCGAGGUCAGGGCGACUUUAUGCUACUUCGAUUCCGGCGAAAGGCGUGGCCGAGUACAGCGUGAGGUUCUUCGGCAACACGGUGCACGGGAAUGGCCUCAAGAAGUACAUUAACCACAGCGACAACGAGCCGGCGUUGGUUGCGCUCAAGGAGGCGGCAGCGAAAUCAUGCCCAUCAGCGGAGGCCAUUCCGAGGUCGGCGCCUGUGGGAGACCACCAGGCCAACGGCAGCAUCGAGGUGGGCGUGCGCGAGGUCAAGCGCCAAAUGCGUGCAACACGCCUGGCGUUGGAGCAGAAGCUGGGGCACAAGCUGAACGAGAGCGACCCUAUGCUGAGCUGGAUCGCGGGCUUCGCGGCCGACACCAUCGCGAAGCACCGCAGGGGCAGCGACGGCAAGACCCCGUACGAGCGGGAGACGGGGCGGAAGUGGAAGAAGCCGAGCAUCCAGUUCGGCGAGAAGAUUGCCUUCAAGGUGGCACGAGAACGAGUUGGACGACCUAAACGUGAUUGGGAGCCGGUGACGGUGGACGCGCGCUACAUCGGCCACCAUGCGCGGACUGGAGCAGUAUUGGGUCUCAGCUCUGACGGCGUGGUGCAGGGCAUUGCAUUUGCACGCCUGCCGGCUGCUGAGAGGUGGAGCUGCGCUGGCUGGGAUCAACUGCGAAGAGUACCAUGGGAUGUACAGGCGCCACGGGACGCAGCACCCGAAGGCGGCGCGGAGCCGGCAGCGGCCGUGCCGGUACCGGUCGCUCCGCCGGCGGUGCCCGAUGUGGUGGCACCGAGAGCGUUCUACGUACGCAAGAAGGACGUGCUUAAGUAUGGGCUCACGGCUGGAUGCCCAGGGUGCCACGCAGUGGCACGAGGCGCUGGCGCGCAGACGCACGACGCGGCCGACAGGAGGCUGGAGGACAGGCACAGGCCGAUCCAGGCCAAAAUCUGGCUGCGGGUAGCUCCGCGCCUCCGGCAGCACAGGCCGAUCCAGGCCAAAAUCUCCGGGGGCCUCCGGCUGCGGCAGGGUGCUUCGGACUCGCCGAGGGUCAAGAGGAGUGGAAGCGAUGCCGGAUCGCCACCGAAGGUGGCGAAGUGGACGGGCACGGGAGGCGGCCGAUAUAAGCGGAAGGCCGACGACCCAGGCGACGAGGGGCGCUUGGAGGAGAGGCCAGGGACGGGCGGUAUGACCGACGUGGAGCAGGCGGUCCAGUCCACGACGCAGGACGUGGAGGUAUACUCGCUGGACGUCGCGGUGGACGACGUCAAGAUGAGCGAUGAGAAGAUCGGCCUGGCCGAGGAGAUGGCAGUUGGGUUGGAGACCUGGCUGCGAGACGCUGGCGAGGAGUACCGGACCAGCGAUGUGAGAGACUUCUGCAGGGUAGCUUUGGAGCUGGGCGCAGUGGACAUGAUCGAGACCUACGCCCCUGUGCGCUUCGCGGCAAUGGCGCAGAAGUAUGGCCUCCGCCCAGGCUUCGCCAUGGACCUGAGCGAGAACAAGCCAGGGUCGUACGAUUGUUGGGACUUGGAGAAGGAUGAUGACGUGAAGGAGCUGGAGGACCGAGUGUACCAGGAGGAGCCGUACGUACUAAUGGUGGGCCCGCCGUACUUGACUACGGCGGUGGGCUUCUACUGGCGGCAACAUCGUGCCGGUAGGUAUUUCCUACACGAACAUCCGGCAGGAGCGGACUCAUGGAAGGAGGAUUGCAUCGUAAGGCUCAGGAGCGAGCCGGGGGUCUACACGGUGGAGGGCCCCAUGUGCUGCUACGACAUGAAGCCGGAGAGUUUCGAGAAGGUCAGCGGCGAGCGUCACGUGUUGAUGCAGACCAGGUGGAUGACCAACUCGGAGGAGCUGGCCAAGGCGUUGGAUCGAUGGUGUGCCAACCGGACUGGUGGGCCGUACAACGUCCACAUGCAGGUGGUUGGCGGCGCGGCGAAGCAGACAGCAGCGUAUCCCGCGCGACUCGUUCGCACUAUCUUGAGGGCCCUGAAGGAGCAGAUGCGGCGAGAUCGAGACGCUAGCGCUGUAGAGUUGGCAGCUGCGGGACCUACACCUACGGAGCCGCCCUAUCCAGUCGACGACCUGGGCCCGAAGGAGAUCGAGAAUAUGGUGGAGUUUUACGAGGAGACCCGGGACGACAUCGCAGGCGAGAUACUUCCCCCGGAGUUGGUAAAGGAGGCUAGGAAGAAGGAGAUGGAUUGGGUUCGCAACGUCAAGUUGUACGACAAGGUACCGAGGAGCGAGAUGGAAUCCAGAGGAUUCAAGACAGUGAGUACACGGUGGGUUGACGUGAACAAGGGCGAUAAGGACAAUUACAACCUUGUUAGCGCGAUGCCACCGUGGGAGGCUAUCAAGGCCUUGUUCUCUCUCUUGGUCACCGACGGCUCCGUGGAUGGCACCGCAGACCCAGAGAUCGCCAUCUUCGACAUCAGCCGCGCGCAUUUCAUGGCGCCGGCGAAGCGUGAGCUAUACAUCGACAUUCCCGCGGAAGAUCGAGAACCAGGUGACGAGCACAUGGUCGGAAGGCUCAAUCGCAGCAUGUAUGGGUUCCGCGAUGCCAGUAGCAAUUGGAUGGGUGAUUGGCAGCAGUUGCUGGAGGCGGACGGGUUCGAGAUCGGAUAUUCCGCGCGGGAGAGCCACAGGCUAGGCUUCGCGGACCACUGCGUGAAGGAGGCGACGGUGCUGAACAGAGUCAUCAGGGUUGGCUAUAACCAGGACGGCCGCAAGUACGUUGAGAUCGAGCCGGACGCUGGGCACUCGGAGCUCAUCGUGCAGGCGCUGGGACUCGGCAAGGGCAAUGGCGUGAAGACGCCAAGCGUCAAGCCGACCGGUGCGGACAUUGAGCGGCAUCGGAGGUCACCGCCACUUUCUUCGACGGCAGCUUCGACAUUCAGAUCGGCUGUGAUGCGCGCGAGUUUUCUCGCGCAGGACCGGCAUGACAUCGGCGAGGCUGUGAAGACGUUGGCACAGAGGAUGGCCAAGCCAACGGAGGAGGCCAUGCAGGAGUUGAAGCGAUUGGGGCGAUACUUGGUGCAUCGGCCGUACGUGAGCCUCAUCUACGACCAGCAGCGCAUGCCAGACCACAUCCUCGCGUCCGUCGACAGCGACCACGCGGCGGACAGGCUGACCCGGAAGAGCGUCAGCGGCAUGGUCAUCAGGAUGGGGAGGCACGUGAUCAAGGGCAGCUCCAGCAUUCAGUCGGCACUCGGACUGAAUGUUGGCGAAGCGGAAUUCUAUGCAUUGGUACAUGGAGGAGCCCAUGGACUGGGUAUGCAGAGUUUCAUGCGUGACCUCAUGGUGGAGUUGGACGUGGUCGUGGAGUCCGACUCCACGUCGGCCAAGUCUUUCGCGUCCCGGAAGGGCUUGGGCAAGCAGCGGCACGUGCAGACGCGGUACUUGUGGAUCCAGGACGGCGUCCGCAAGAACCACCUGGAGAUUCAGAAGGUGCCGGGGAAGCAUAACGUUUCCGACAUUCUCACCAAGAGCGCUCCGGCGGCUGAGCUGGACAGGCACAUGGGCGUGAUGAACCUUUUC